CUUGAUCCGAUCCCUUUUGGAGCUGAAUACGGGCAGCUGGAAAAUGGGUUGACUUACUAUGUUCGAUGCAACCCGAAACCCCAAAUGAGAGCUGCUCUUGCUCUUGCUGUUAAAGUUGGUUGGGUGAUGGGUGUGAUCGACAAUCCUUUCUAUCAAUUUGCACUAGUUCUGAUGUAUCCGGCAAUGAGAAGAAUAAAUCUCAAGUUCCUUCUGCAGUUUUGCUGCAUUAGGAAGUUAGUGUAACUCUUUUAUCGUGGUUAAGCUCCAUGUAUGUGUUUUGCACAUAUGAGUUGUUAGUUUUCACACAUUGGAGAAGAAGAGAAAUAAUAACCAUUUUACUAGCUUGAGGAGUUACUCCUUCCAUUGCCACUCGGUUUUGGGAUGGAGCCUCACUUGGGGUUUCUCAAUCUGUGAAGAGGAGAGUGAACGAGGAAUUGCCCAUAUAGUUGAACACCUUGCUUUUAGCGCAACCAAGAAAUACACAAACCAUGAUAUUGUCAAAUUCUUGGAAAGUAUAGGGGCAGAGUUUGGUGCCUGCGGAAAUGCUUAUACAAGUUUUGAUGAGACUGUUUAUGAGCUGUUUGUUCCUAUAGACAAGCCUGGACUAUUGUCUGAGGCGAUUUCCAUUUUAUCAGAAUUCAGCUCUGAGAUUCGGAUUUCUGCUGAGGACUUGGACAAAGAAAGAGGAGCUGUCCUGGAAGAAUAUAGACAAGGCAGGGAUGCUAGUGGUCGUCUGUCUGAAGCAACAUUUUCCUCAAUAAUGGAGGGUACAAAGUAUGCAAACCGUUUUCCAAUUGGGUUGGAAAAUGUGAUUCGGACUGCUCCUGCUGAGGUCGUAAAGCAAUUUUAUCAGAAAUGGUACAAUUUACAGAACAUGGCAGUAAUAGCAGUUGGAGACUUUCCUGAUACGGAGAGUGUUGUCAAGUUGAUAUCCCAGCAAUUUGGCCAAAUGAAUUCACCAGUACCUCCAAUUACCCAAGAGCCGAACAUUCCAUUUCAUCACAAAGCACGGUUUUCAUGCUUGGUUGAAUCCGAAGCGUCAGGGACCACAGUAGAGAUAAACUGGAAGAUGUUGAAUGUUGAGCCUAAGACUGUGGGGGACUAUAAAGACUGGCUCAUUGGAGUUGUGUUCCGUUCAGCUUUGAACCGUAGAUUUACUAAAAUAUCUCGGAGAAAGGAUCCACCCUAUUUUGGAUGCUCUGCAGCAGAAGUGGAGUUGGUUUGUCCAGUCAAAGCUGUCCAAAUAUCUUCAUCCUGUAAAGAGAAAAAUAUACUGGAAGCCUUGAAAUCAGUGCUCACUGAGAUUGCAAGGAUUAGGUUACAUGAGUUCUCUGAGCGCGAAAUAUCAAUAGCUUGUGCCAAUAUCAUGUCAGAAAUAGAGUCAGCUUAUUUAGAGCGUGAGAAAAUGCAAUCAAGCACUUGGCGGUAUCAGUAUCUGCAGCAUUUUCUUCGCAAAGAAGCUGUUCUCGGGCUUGAGUUUGAGGCUCAGCUGUGUAAAAGUAUUUUGCCUCAGCUAUCAGUAUCUAUGGUGUCCAGAUAUUCUGAGAAGUUACGAAUGUCGAAAAGUUCUGUUAUAACAAUAACUGAACCUCGAGCCACAGUAACGGAGAAAGAUCUUCAGGAUCUUGUAUCAGAUACGAAUUCUCUAGAGGAGGAAGGAAAAAUUUCUCCAUGGGAGGAUGAUUUCAUUCCAGACGAAGUUGUCCAGGUGAAGCCAACUCCUGGGGAAAUUAAGCAUCAAGCUGAAUAUCAAGAUAUUGGAGUUACUGAGCUAAUUCUGUCAAAUGGCAUGAAAGUUUGCUACAAAUGUACAGAUUUCAAGAAUGACCAGGUUGUCUUUAAAGGAUAUUCAUAUGGAGGUUAUUCGGAACUUUCAGAAAGUGAGUAUCUAUCUUGCAUGUUAAGCUCGAGUAUCACUGGAGAAAUUGGUCAGUUUGGUUAUAAACCAUCUGUGUUAGAGGAUAUGUUGGCUGGUAAGAGAGCUAGUGUCAACACAGAACUUGGCGCAUAUACUAGAAAUUUCAUUGGUGAUUGUUCACCUUCAGAUUUAGAAAUCGCAUUGCAGCUUGUCUAUCAACUGUUCAUGACAUGUGUGGAACCUGAAGAGGAUGAUAUUAAAAGAGUGAUACAGAUAGUAGAAGAAGUGAUUCGAGCUGAUGAAAGAGAUCCUUACUAUGUCUUCACAAAUCGGGUAUCGAGAAUCAAAUAUGGAAAUUCUUACUUUUUUAAGCCAGCGCUAGUUAAUGACCUUCCAAAAGUUGAUCCAAAGAAAGCUUGUGAAUAUUUUGACCAUAGCUUCAAAGACCCCUCAACAUUUACUGUUGUGAUUAUUGGGAAUCUUGAUCCAGCUAUGAUUCAGCCAUUAGUACUGGAAUAUCUGGGAGGAAUACCAAAGCUUGCAGAACCUGUUUUAUGUUUCAACUUGGAUGAUCUCAAAGGUUUACCAACCACUCCUCCUAUAAGCAUAGUAAGAGAAAUUGUUAGAAGCCCUAUGGUGGAAGCGCAGUGUUCAGUCCAUAUAUCUUUUAGUAUAAAGCUGUGUGGUGGAACCAUGAUGGAGGAGAUGUGGUUUGCUAUAUUUUUGAGCCAGCUUCUUCAGACAAAAAUGACCCAGGCUCUGCGUUUCAAACACGGAGAGAUUUAUUCUGUAAGUGUUGAUUCAAACUUUGGCUAUAGCAAGCCAUCAAAAACUGCUGACUUGGAGGGUGAGAUGACAAUUGAAUUUUCGUGUGAUCCAAAUGUCUCUUCUGCACUGGUUGAUAUCGCUUUAGAUGAAACACUGCGUCUGCAAGAGCACGGGCCUUCAGAAGAAGAUAUCUCCACUGUGCUUGAGAUUGAACAGAGGGAUCAUGAAAAUGAACUGCAGGAAAACAUAUAUUGGCUUUUUCAGAUUUUGAAGUGCUAUCGUUCAAGGUUGUAUACUGAUAAUCUAGGAUCUACAUUUCAGGUACUAGACAAAGCGAGAAGCAGAGCUCGGCAAACACUUUCUCCAUUAACUGCAAAAUGGGCACUACAGAAAAUAUUACCCUACCCUUGUAAACAGCAUUAUGUCUCAGUGACCUUAAUACCAGAAACAAACCGUUUUCGUUUACUGAAACACCAACUUAAAACCCAGCUUAAGGAAAAAUACUAUGGUAGAUAUAUGAAGACUGUGGACAAAGUGUGGAAGGUUUUUGCCAGGAAACACGUUUCUCACUGAAGCAGGAUAUGUCAACUACGACUACAUGAGUACGGGGCCGGACAUCCCAUUUGUACAGCGGAUUCAUUUUAAUCAGGAGCUAGUUUCUUUUGGGAACUAUGACAUCCAUAUUCCACUAUUUGACUGUGAAUAAUAACACUACUAUAUUCCUCUUCCCUGGGUUGUGACUUUUAGGUCCACAAAUUAUAUUUUCCUUUCGAUGAUUCUAUAACUGCAAUUUCUUGGGCGGUUGUAUACUGAUAGUCUAGGAUCUUCAGGCAGUUUCUGGUGUGAAUACACAAUUGUUAAGGGUUUCUAUCCUACAAGUCUACAACCUAUACAAAGUAUUUCUGAUACUCUUCAUUUUACCUUAAAUACAAAAGUAUAUAUCUUUCA
Messenger RNA from Spinacia oleracea (spinach), 3574 nucleotides. Its product is annotated as zinc protease PQQL-like. The record is from RefSeq and is a predicted model, not a curated record. Gene Ontology annotation, molecular function: metal ion binding; metalloendopeptidase activity. The coding region runs from base 761 to 3199 and encodes 812 amino acids. Gene Ontology annotation, biological process: proteolysis. NCBI's taxonomy places the organism in Eukaryota, Viridiplantae, Streptophyta, Magnoliopsida, Caryophyllales, Amaranthaceae. The transcript is spliced from 23 exons.